AGUGUUUUAAUUGCUUAUUUUGAAUUAAAAUUAAAAAAAUAAAAUAAACAUUUAAAUAUGCCGGAAGCUAAUUUUGGUUUGUUGUAUUCGUACACGCCGGAACCGCCAAAAAAACCACCGGUUAUUAAAGUAUCGUGCGGUAUCGGUGAUACCGAUGGUUUUCCCGCCUUCGAUACUGAUUCUGAUGCAUACGCAAGUAAAGAUGAUUCAAAGUGGGGUUUCCUUAUAACUGGCGGAGCAGAGUUUCAUAUGCCGUUGACAGUUUUUCAGGUUACCCCAGACGGUUUAGCUGACAAGAGCGGCAUACGUUUGGGUGAUAUUAUUCUUGAAAUAAACGAAGAAGACGCCACACAAUUAACGCUUGCCCAGGCACACGAAAAAAUUGACGCCGCAGGCAAAAAAAUACAUUUUCUAGUGAAAAGCAUGGAUGAUGACGAUAACUUGAAUGGCAAUGAACCUGGCGAAGAAAAAUCUAUUGUUUUGCGUGUACCGAAACCGCCACCGCCACCAAAAGGUUGGUCUUAAAUAUUUUUCC
Teleopsis dalmanni is the source of this 535-nucleotide messenger RNA. Its product is annotated as PDZ and LIM domain protein 7-like. Gene Ontology annotation, biological process: muscle structure development; actin cytoskeleton organization. Bases 58 to 525 code for a protein of 155 amino acids. The record is from RefSeq and is a predicted model, not a curated record. The transcript has 3 exons. NCBI's taxonomy places the organism in Eukaryota, Metazoa, Arthropoda, Insecta, Diptera, Diopsidae. Gene Ontology annotation, molecular function: actin binding; muscle alpha-actinin binding. Gene Ontology annotation, cellular component: stress fiber; Z disc; filamentous actin.